GACCAUGGAAAAUCUAAUUUCCCUACCACCACCACGAGUAUAAUUUCAUACGAUACAAAAUAUUUCUUUCACUCUCCAAAAUACUCAACCAAUCUCCAUCUCCAUCUCCAUGGAAGCUCCAAAUCUAAACACAGUUCCACCAACCAUAACCAGCCACGUGGUAGCUAUACCAUAUCCAGGUCGUGGCCACAUAAACCCAAUGAUGAACCUCACCAAAAUCCUCGUAUCAAAAAACCCAAACAUCCUCAUAACUUUCGUAGUCACCGAAGAAUGGCUCAGCUUCAUCGGCUCCGAACCAAAACCAAACAACAUUCAAUUCGCCACAAUCCCAAACGUUAUUCCCUCCGAAGAAGGUCGAGCUAAUGAUUUCGUUAACUUCCUCGAAUCUGUUAUGACCAAAAUGGAAGACCCUUUUGAACGGCUUCUCGAUCGGCUUGAGCCGCCGCCGUCGGUGAUUAUACACGACAGUUAUUUAGCAUGGGUUGUAAGAGUUGCGACUAAGAGAAAUGUUCCUGUUGCGUCGUUUUGGCCAAUGUCGGCGUCGUUUUUUCUUGUGCUUAAACAUUAUCAGCUUCUUGAGCAAAAUGGUCAUUAUCCAGUAAACGCUUCAGAAGUUGGUGACAAACGAGUGGAUUAUAUUCCGGGGAACUCAUCAAUUCGUCUAGUUGAUUUUCCACUUAAGGAUGCAAGCUUUCGCAGCCGUAGAUUAUUACAAUUUGCUUUGGCUACCAUACCAUGGGCGGAGAAAUCACAAUAUCUAUUGUUCCCUUCAAUAUAUGAACUUGAGCCUCAAGCAAUUGAUGUUUUAAGACAAGAACUAUCUAUACCAAUUUACACAAUUGGCCCAACAAUACCUUAUUUAACUCACAAUCAAGUAGUAAGCACAAACCAUGAUUAUAUAAAUUGGCUAGAUAAUCAACCAUUAGGUUCUGUUCUAUAUGUCUCACAAGGGAGCUUUCUUUCGGUUUCGAGUGAACAAAUCGAUGAAAUUGCAAAUGGUUUGCGUGAAAGUGGUGUACGAUUCUUGUGGGUUAUGCGUGGAGAGAGUUCGAAUUGGAAAAAUAUUUGUGGCGAUAAAGGGUUUGUUUUGCCAUGGUGUGACCAAUUGAGAGUGUUGAUGCAUAGUGCUAUAGGUGGUUUUUGGUCACAUUGUGGGUGGAAUUCAACUAGAGAAGGUUUGUUUUGUGGUGUGCCUUUUCUUACUUUUCCAAUAAUGAUGGACCAACCUUUGAAUAGUAAGUAUAUAGUUGAGGAUUGGAAAGUUGGGUGGAGAGUGGAAAAGGAAGUUAAAGAGACUGUUUUGAUUAGAAGAGAUGAAAUUGCUAGGCUUGUUAGAAGAUUUAUGGAUCUGGAUGAUUAUGAAGUGAAGGAAAUGAGGAAAAGAGCAAGAGAGCUUCAACAAGUAUGUCAAAGUUCAAUUGCAAGUGGAGGGUCAUCAGAAAAUAAUAUGGAAGAAUUUCUUGGUCAUAUAUUACAUGGAGCCAAACCAUAGAGUAAGAUAUAUUGUCUUAUUGUAAUCUCCCUUUAUAGUAUUAUGUAAUUUCUUUUUUACCGGUCUAUAUUUGUCUUAUGCAUAGACCUGGGUAAUAAUAUAUUUGCUGUUCAAAAUAAAAAAAGUAGUAGUACUACUACAAGGUAAUCAAAGUUUGUGAUAUUCAAAUUUUAGAAUUUAUAUUUACAAGGUUUGUGUCUA
Molecule: messenger RNA, 1693 nt
Organism: Trifolium pratense (red clover)
Lineage: Eukaryota; Viridiplantae; Streptophyta; Magnoliopsida; Fabales; Fabaceae
Product: UDP-glycosyltransferase 87A1-like
Exons: 2
Coding region: 110-1492 (460 amino acids)
Molecular function (GO): UDP-glycosyltransferase activity
Source: RefSeq, a predicted model, not a curated record